UCCAGAUCUCAUUGUUUUCUAUCAUCUUCCCCACUCUCUCUCUAAAAAAUUUUCCGAGAGAAAGAAACUGCACCAUGGCGGCUACUUCAAUAUCAAGUCUAUUAUCAACACCAAAUCUAAAGAAAAACCCAUCACUCUCAUGGAAGGUGUCUACCCCAUCAGCUUUUACAUCUUUUCUUCCACAACAAAGAACAAGAAAGUUAGAAAAAAUGUUUGUUGUAAUGGCUAUGGAUGCAAAACCAACAGUUCUUGUUGCAGAAAAGUUGGGUGCAGCAGGGCUUGAACUAUUGAAAGAUUUUGCUAAUGUUGAUUGUUCAUAUAACCUGACUCAAGAAGAACUUUGUACUAAGAUAUCUCUUUGUGAUGCCCUAAUUGUUCGUAGUGGUACUAAAGUUAGUCGUGAAGUUUUUGAAUCAUCUGGUGGUAGAUUAAAGGUUGUUGGAAGAGCCGGUGUAGGUAUUGAUAAUGUUGAUUUAUCUGCUGCGACUGAACAUGGUUGUUUAGUUGUUAACGCACCUACUGCUAAUACUGUUGCGGCUGCUGAACAUGGGAUUGCUCUUCUUACAUCCAUGGCUAGGAAUGUUGCUCAAGCUGAUGCUUCUGUCAAAGCAGGGAAGUGGCUAAGGAACAAGUAUGUUGGAGUGUCACUUGUUGGGAAAACACUUGCUGUGAUGGGAUUUGGGAAGGUUGGUUCAGAAGUUGCGCGUCGUGCCAAGGGUCUUGGUAUGCAUGUGAUUGCUCACGAUCCAUAUGCCCCUGCUGACCGUGCUCGUGCAGUAGGUGUAGACUUGGUUUCUUUUGAUGAAGCCCUAGCAACUGCAGAUUUCAUCUCCCUGCACAUGCCUCUUACCCCUGCUACAUCUAAGGUCCUGAAUGACGAAACUUUUGCAAAAAUGAAGAAAGGAGUUCGAAUCAUAAAUGUUGCCCGUGGUGGUGUUAUUGAUGAAGAAGCUCUUGUCAGGGCACUCAAUGCUGGAAUUGUUGCACAGGCAGCACUUGAUGUCUUCACCGUCGAGCCACCUUCAAAAGACAGCCCACUGAUACAACAUGAAAAUGUAACCGCAACUCCACAUCUUGGAGCCAGUACCAUGGAAGCCCAAGAAGGUGUGGCCAUUGAAAUUGCUGAAGCUGUAGUUGGAGCUUUGAAAGGAGAACUUGCCGCCACUGCAGUCAAUGCUCCCAUGGUUCCCGCUGAGGUUCUUUCAGAGCUUGCACCAUAUGUUGUGCUGGCAGAGAAGCUUGGCCGUCUCGCUGUGCAGUUGGUUGCAGGUGGAAGUGGUGUUAAAUCGGUGAAGGUGACUUACGCCUCCGCCAGAGCUCCUGAUGAUCUAGACACUAGACUACUUCGUGCCAUGAUCAUCAAGGGAGUGAUUGAGCCUAUCUCGAGUGUGUUUGUGAAUUUAGUGAAUGCUGAUUUCACCGCCAAACAGAGAGGCUUGAGAAUCACAGAAGAGCGAAUCCUUCUUGAUGGUUCACCUGAAAAUCCACUCGAAUACAUCCAGGUUCAGAUUGCCAACGUGGAGUCGAAAUUUGCGAGUGCCAUGUCAGAUAGUGGAGAAAUUAAAGUUGAAGGAAUGGUGAAAGAUGGGAUACCACAUUUCACCAAGGUGGGAUCAUUCGAAGUCGAUGUGAGUAUGGAAGGAAGUCUUAUACUUUGCAGGCAAGUUGAUCAACCAGGUAUGAUCGGAACUGUUGGGAGCAUCCUUGGGGAUUCAAACGUCAACGUCAGUUUCAUGAGUGUUGGUAGGGUUGCACCCCGAAAACAUGCCGUAAUGGCUAUUGGUGUUGAUGAUCAACCUAGCAAGGAAACCCUAAAGAAAAUCGGCGACAUCCCAGCUAUUGAAGAAUUUGUUUACCUCAAGUUAUAGAUGGUUUAAAUUUUUGCAGUGUUGUCAUUUGGUUCUUGAUUAAUUGCUCAAUUUUGGAGUUGUUUCAAAAACGUUCAAGAUAAAGUAGUGUUGUGGAGUAGUAGUAGUAGUGUUUUGAAGUAGAUAAAAGUACUAGCUAUCAAGUAAAGAGAUUUGGGGUCAAGUUUUUAUAGCACUGCCAUCAACUAAAGAUUAAUAUGACCCCUGCAAUUAUGUUUUAGCA
Molecule: messenger RNA, 2091 nt
Organism: Papaver somniferum (opium poppy)
Lineage: Eukaryota; Viridiplantae; Streptophyta; Magnoliopsida; Ranunculales; Papaveraceae
Product: D-3-phosphoglycerate dehydrogenase 1, chloroplastic-like
Exons: 5
Coding region: 75-1868 (597 amino acids)
Biological process (GO): L-serine biosynthetic process
Cellular component (GO): chloroplast stroma
Molecular function (GO): NAD binding; phosphoglycerate dehydrogenase activity
Source: RefSeq, a predicted model, not a curated record